Molecule: messenger RNA, 8584 nt
Organism: Amborella trichopoda
Lineage: Eukaryota; Viridiplantae; Streptophyta; Magnoliopsida; Amborellales; Amborellaceae
Product: Urb2/Npa2 family protein
Biological process (GO): ribosome biogenesis
Cellular component (GO): nucleolus
Source: RefSeq, a predicted model, not a curated record
GCGUCUCCGUCUUGGCCUCCGCCUCCGCCUCUCUCUCGCGCUCUCUUUCUCUCUUCGGCUCAUCGGGCAAACUCCAAACCACCAGCACUUUUUGAAGCCUUUAGCCAACUCCAUGGCCUCUUCUGUAACAAGAGAACCAGAAAACAACCGAAAGAAGAGGAAAAAGAAUAAACCAGAGUCAAUCCAAAAACCCAACAAAAGGACCCAAGUAAACCCGCUAAUGGACGAGGAACCUGAAGCCCUGCGAAAAGAUGAGCAAGCAGCCUCCAGUUCCAUGGAGUCACAGGGAAGUAUGGGUUGGAAGAGCCUGGACUUGGCCUUGUUGCUUCAAAAUAAGGAGCUUCCUCUGCAAAGGAAAAUUGAGCUUGCAUACGAGUUUGUUGGGUGUGUGGAUAUUGAGUUGGAGAAAGCUUCCGGUUGUGUUCAAAUACCUCAUCUCAUCUCUUUUAUGAGUGAUUGGAUACAGGGGGUCUUGAUCUCUUCAGAGAAGAAGAAUUUGAUGACUAAGACCGCAAAUAAUUCAAAUAAUUCUAGUGAAAGUAGUGAUGCAGUGGAACCAUGCUUAGAUUUUCGAUGUUGGACAGUUUUCAAAUGGUGCCUAAACUUUGGACAGGUUGAGCAUUUGAAUAUUUCCCCCCACCUUAUGAGAUCAAUUACGUAUGUUUUGAAAGAAGCUUUAAUAUAUUCUGAUGAUAUAUGCUUAAGAAAAGAAACCCAACUUGAUGGAACUAAGCUUUCCCUAUAUGAUCAUUUAGAGCAAUUCUCCGAGUCUUUGUUGUUGCUAUUUCCUCUUCAUGGAAGAAGAUUCAAUGCCAAUAUGGAAUUGUGGGCCUCAUCUUCUUUGGCGGCAGCCGAUCUUGUCCAGAAGGUUUUUACCAUUUCUUGUUCGAAAUAUGAAGGGGAUUGCCUUCUAAAGAUUUCAUCUUUGGUUCUCGAAUCUUUUGCUAGCUUUAUGGCUUCCCACCCCAAUCCAAGAAACUUGUUCCAAGUUUUUGUUGAGAAGCUUUUAGAGCCAUUGAUGACACUGAUUCCAGUCCUGAGAACCUCCACAAAAGAGUCUCUCUGUGGGGAUAUCAAAUAUGAACGGACAUCAAGCUUGUUAGAGAUAGUUGAACAUGUUUUAUCAAGUGGCAUAUUUCAUUUUGCGCAUUUAGAUGGUUUUUUGGGUCUCCAUAAUUUAACCAAGUCACUUGGAUCCCCAGGAGUUACAAAAGAGUCAAAGAAUGAUGAUUUUGUUACUAGAAAACAAGAAGGUGAAGCCUUGAAAGCAGUUUCCAAAAGCUAUCAUAAAUGCCUGUUUCAAAAAUUGAUGCAGCUCAAAACGGAAAGAAAGAAUCAAGCUUUGGUUGGCCUUGGUCUUCUUCUCAGUUUAUUUAUUUGCCAAGUAAAGAAGCAAUGUAGAGAUGUGAAACAGUCAAUAAGUACAAAGAGUGAUAACGUGCAUAUGGAUACCAAUUUGAAGCACCAUCCCUCGAUAAUCACUUAUGCUUCUUCUGACAAUAAAGCAUUAGAAAAUUAUACCACAUUGUAUGUAAAAAGUACUUCUUCUCGGGGUUUGAAUGAGGCAACAAGGAAGUCUGUAUUUGAUCUUUUCAGAGAGUUUGUGAGACCUCUAUUAUUGGACAUCCAAAAGUGCUCAGAUAGAAGUCUCGAAGAAGAGAAUAUUGAAUUUGUGAUUUUACAUGCCCAUUGCAUUCUUCAGUCAAUCAAUGAAUUACUUGCUCAAGUAAUGCAUGAAAAAAUCUACAUUCCAACUGAGGAUACUCCCCAAAAGGAGAAUUAUUCUUUCUUGAAAGAGGUCUAUGAUGUAUUGCUUAGAUUUUAUGCCCAAAUACCUGCAAUUUGGACGUGGGUAAUAAAGAAUAUCAGCUCCUCCCAAAAUGGAUUAUUGUCUGUUGGAAGUCAAAGUAUUAAUCUAGAGGAGCACAUAAAAACACUAAUUAUGUUAAUUAAGGAGGCAGUUACAGCCAUUGGUUACUUUUUAGAUAUUGAGUACAAGGUUGUUGAGGAUGAUCUUAUUGACAUAUGGUCUAUGAUGCUGACAUACUUGGCUCUUGAUUCCUCUCUAUGUGAUGCAUUUCCCCAUGGAAUGUUCUCUCAUGAGAUCGUACGUGUGGGUUGCCUCUUGAUCAAAGUUUAUAGUGAGCUUCGGCAGGUUGGUAGUCCCAUUUUCUCUUUGUGCAAAGCUAUACGAUGCAUUGGAUCUCCUCGUGGUGAUAGACUGAUGGGUGACUUUGAUAAAGAAAUUUUGUCGUGUGUGUCCAGUUUAUCAUUUGACACUUGUGUGGGACCAGUGAUUACAUUGCUAUGCUCCCAAGAGUUUAGAGAUUCUAUUACUAAUGCUAUUAAGUCUAUACCCGAAGGUCAAGCUAGUGGGUGCAUUCGGCUCUUGAAAAUGGAUGUUUCGGAAUCAUUGGCAUGGAUAAAAAAACCCAACAACUUUGUUGGUGUUGGAAAUGAAAUAGAAGACAAGGCCCUGCAGAAUAAUGAUUCAAAGGGACGAAUUGCACAAGCUGAGGUUUUGGGGCGGGGUUUGUCUGAAGUAUACACACUUAUCUUGGACAAUUUAACUGUCAUUACAAGUAAUAGUGUCCUUGUUGGAAACUCUUUAAAGGAGCUAGUUGCAACAAUCUGUCCUUGUCUGAGUAAUUUGGUGGGUCUUCAACCAGAUAGAAUAGCUGAGUUCCUUUCAGCGGUCUCUGAUGUAUGGGUUCCUGAGAAUGAUAUUUUAAAAUGCAAGCUCUUCCUUUCAUGGAUCCUUGUAUUUUUCUUUCGGAUAUACACUUCUUCUAGAAGUUUAUACAGACAAUCAAUCUGCUUGAUGCCACCAACUUUAGCAAGAAAGGCAUCAGUGUUAAUGGGAGAUAUUUUCACAGCAUACUCUGGGAUGGAUUGGAAAAAUAGGAUCAACCCAAAAGAGGAAGGCUAUUUUUCUUUGAUAAGAAAACCUUCUGAUCCUCUUUUGGUCAUUUUGCAAUCCAUUUCUGACUAUUUUCAGUGGGAUAGUUAUGCACAGUGCCCUCAACUUUUGUAUUUACUGCAUGUCAUGACCUUGCAGAGGCUUGUUGAUUUGAAUUGGCAAAUAAAAUCUUUUGAGUUCUUACAAGAAAGAGAUGAGCGAAUUAAUCAAGCAGGGUUGCUGGAUUCCGCUGCUGAAUCAGCGAAAAAGUGGGAAAGACAUGCCUCCCUGUCAAAGAAAGAAGCAUCAGAUCUUACUUGUUUCGUGUUAGAGUUCUUAUCUUCAUCUCUAUUUUCCAAAGCAAAACACAAAUUCCUGAAGGAUGAUUUAAUUAUUCAGUAUAAUGCUUGGAAUUUGAGUGUAGGUUCGAUGAGUAACAAUGUUCUGCCAUGUGCCAUUUGGUGGCUCCUUUGCCAAAAUGUAGAUAUUUGGUGUACUCAUGCUAUGCCAAGGAAUUUGAAGAAAUUUAUGACUCUAUUGGUCCAUAAUUCAUUGUCCUAUCUCAAUGGAGAUGCUAGAGAUUCAAGGAUGCAGAAUGUGGACCACACAAGCUGCACAAGGAUAAUGACAAUGUGUGAUGUUUCAUGGGAGCUUCUAAAUGAUACUAUCCUCUAUGAACAACCACUGCUUUGCAGGCAUUUGAGAUUGAGGUUAUGUCAUGCUCUAAAGAAGUCCUUACCACCAAGAUUCUUCGAUCCUUAUAUUGAUUUGGGCUUUGACAAUGUGCCAGACUGGCAAGAGCUCAUAGAUAGAGUUGAGAAAGUGUCAACGACAGGCAGUGGUGAUUUAGCUGCUCCCCAUGCUAAAGGUCGGACAAGAAAUGAAAGUGAUCCUUCAUUUAGAGAGGGGUUUAUUGAUUGUCAACAUUUGUUGCAUCUCAUGUGUUGGAUCCCAAAAAGUUGCACCAAUUCUAAAUCAUUCUCAGUUUAUGCGACACAUAUCCUCAAUAUUGAGAGGGUGGUUGUUUUCUGUUUAUUGGAUCAUGUCAAACUGACUCCAAGUAAAUCUUACUGGGGAGAAAGCAGAGUUCAUAUUGUUGUUGAUGAGCUGUUCAAAUUACUCUUAUCUAGCCGGAGGGCUCUGAAGUAUCUAGCAGUGUCAUCUGAGCAAAUUGGACAGUCCUCAUUUGUGCAUAUCAUUUUUCAGAAUUCAUUUUCUAUUUUGUGGGUUUUGAAGUCGAUAUCUGAAGUCUCUGCAUUAUCGCUUAUGUUUACUGAUGAGGAUAAUGCUAGUAGACAUAUGAAACGUAUCAUCUUCGCACUGAUAUUCCAUACUUCUCAGUUAUUUUCAACUCUAUGCAAAGGUCAAAUGAACUUGGCCCUGCAGUCUCUUAAAUCUCAAGAACCGUUGAAUCUAUCUGUUCCUGUCCAUCAUGUGGUCAACACUUCAGAGAAGCUACUGAAGCCAGAUGAGCAUCCGCAAAACACGACAGGUCAUUCCCAAAAAACAAAGACAGUUGAAAUCCCGAACUCAGAUCCUUGGGAAAGAAUGGAACUAUUGGCAGAGACAUUGAAGGAACAUGCAAUAAAGUUGUGCACUACCUUGGAGGAAGAGACUAGUGGGACAAGCUUCAGGGCUCAUGAUAUCAAUGUUGUGCUUUGGACCAGGCUGUCUUCUUUAGCAGCUGGUAUCCAGGGUUUUGUAUGGGGCUUUGUGUCUGCUAUAAACAGCAUAAAGGGAAAAUACUCCAUAGAUAAAACCCAAUUGUUUAUUUGGAGGCAUAGUCAUGUAUCUAGAGUGAUGUCCUCCGUAAACGUUUUUGAGCAGUUUGCUGUCCUCUGUAUAAAGAUGUUCCUUUUAGAUAAUUCCAGGAGAAUCAAGACUGAUAGUGAUUGUUUGGGAAAUUGGGGAUCCACAAAUCAAGUAUUGCAAUCAGAUUAUGGCAGUGGACCCACGUAUUCUCAAGUCAAGGAAUUCACCAUUGAUCUAUUUGAGCUGCCAGAUUUAACCAAGUCAUUGCUGCAAACUUUAUUAAAAGGUAAGAACCCUGAUCUAGCUUUUUGUAUCGGGCAACUCUUUAUGGUUGCUGCUGCUAUUUUGAAGGUGAAGCAUGUGCUAUCUUUCCCUAUGGUUGUCAAUCAACCCAUGAAUUUCUGUCAAUCAAUGGACUUCCUUAUCGGAUUGAUGCACUAUUUAUUAUCAGAGUCUACAUCAAUGGUUGGAUGGUCCCACCCAUCUUCUUUUUCCUGGUUACAUGGUGUUUUGAAAUACUUGGAAGUCCUAGGGAGUUGUCUUCCUUUUAAGGAUCCUAUCUUUUCUCGUGAUGUUUAUGCCAAGCUGAUUAAUUUACAUCUUGGAGUAAUAGAAAAAUUUAUCUCAUUACAAGGAAGAACUGCAACCCUUGCCUACCAUAAAACAGGGUACAAUUUUGAAAAACUAGAAGAGUGGAGGGGUCCCUCGGAGGAUGAUGCUUCUGAAUUUGAUUCUGAGAAGUACAACAUGAAUGAAUUUAAAGCUAGGAUUAAGACAUCAUUCACAAUGUUUGUUAGGAAUCCCUUGGAACUCCAUUUUCUAUCGGCUAUACAGGCAGUAGAAAGAGCACUUGUUGGAGUCCAGGAAGGUUGCACUAUGGUCUAUGAGAUAAAAACUGGCGGUAUAAAAGGUGGAAAGGUUGCGGCAGUUGUUGCCUCUGGGAUUGAAUGCUUGGAUCUGAUUCUUGAAUGUAUCACAGGUCGGAAGUGCAUGAACGUUCUUGCAAGACAUAUCCCUAGCUUAGCUGGUGCUUUGUUUAAUAUAGUUCUUCACCUUCAAAGCCCCCUUAUCUUUCUUCCUCAGAAGUUAGAGUUUGAUCCUAACCAAGGCUAUGUUGAUCCUGGAUCAGUCAUUCUCAUGUGUGUUGGGGUACUCUCAAAGGUUGCAGCCAAGGAUUCUCUAUGUCCUUUGUUUGCGGGCCACGUGGGGCAAUGUCUACAUCUUCCAACUGCACUUUUUCAGCACUUCUCUUGGAUUAAAAAGCCACAAGAUUCUUUUAUAUCACCACUAUUUACAACCAACCCAGGGUUUGGGCCUAAGGAUUCUUUAGUGAUGAAUGGGCAUCUGAAGACUAUAGAUUACGUGUUCUGUGUGAACCUAUAUACUGCCUGCUGCAGAUUGCUAUGUACAGUUAUCAGGCACUGGAAAAGGGAGGUUGGACAUUGCAUUUCUCUGCUGUGUAAUUCAGUGAGGAUUCUUCUCUACUGUUUGGAGACCAUGGACACUGACCUGGCUCACAACAGAGGUUUCUGUGUUUGGAACACUCAAGAGGUAGUAAAAUGUGCAAGCUUUCUUAGACGGAUAUAUGAAGAGAUAAGGCAGCAAAAGGAGCCUCUUGGGAUGUACUCCUCUCAUUUUCUAUCCAGCUACAUACAACUUUAUUCGGGAUUAGGUCCUUCCAAAAUGGGAAUCAAAAGAGAGGUUGAUGAGGCAUUAAGACCUGGUAUAUAUGCUUUAAUUGAUAUAUGCUCCCCUGAUGACCUACAACAUCUUCACACUGUAUUGGGAGAGGGGCCAUGCCGAAGCACAUUGCAGGAAUUGAGGCAUGAACAUGAACUGCGUUUCAAAUAUUUUGGGAAAGCUUGAGGUAACCUUGCAAUGGAAUUACAUGUCUUUCUUUAAAUGCCCAAAUAGAGAAGGAAAGAAAAUCCAUGAGGGUAGAUAUCGUGGCAUUUUGGGAGAAUAAAGAGGCCAUGAUAAAAAGGUUUGCCUCUUUAAAUUAUGGGAGCAGAUAAGUGGUAUCUCAAUUUUGUGCAUCCAGUGCCUGUUGUCGUUACUGGGCUGAAGUAUCUUGCUGCUUAAAGAAGGUAUAUAUAAAAUAUCGUUACCUAAUAUGGUAUAUUUUUGGUUGAAGGUUUGAGUUGUUGCUCAAUUUUUUUUGGGUGUGGUUAGUGUAAGGCCUUGGCUUUGUGAUACAAAGUAAGCCUCACCUCAAAGCCAGCAAAAAAUGUACUUGACUCUGGAAACCCUUGUGAUAGCCUGAAAAUCAAUUUGAUGUAUCUGUGGACACUUGAAAGCGAAAGGUCAAGAUGAACUGUUACAAGGUACACUAUUUUUAGGGCUUGAAAUCCUUUUUUGUUUUUGCAUAUCCAUAAUUGUUAAUGCUCCAAUUGCAAUUUCUGGUGAGAUAGAGGACAGAGCUUUAGAUACUUUCCUAUGCUAAAUUUGUGAAUGUUUUUAUCCUCUGUAGCAAAUAACUCAUACAUGUGAGCAGCAAUUCUCUUCUAAGAAUCAUUACAUCCGAAGCAUUUGAAGGAAAUCCAUUCAAUUAACACGGAUGUAUAUAUGUGAGAAGGUAAAUGAGGUGGCAAAGUUCCCUUUGUUUUUCUAUUUUCUUUUUUAUAUUCUUUCGUAUUGUACUCUUCAAGUAUGUGUUUUCUUGCCACCCCAUUUGAAGGAUUUGGCUGUAAUUUAUACAAAAGGAAAUCAGGUUGUAUUCUCUAUCCAAGUGUUAUUAUUAUUAUUAUUAUUAUUUCCUAAUAUUCCUUUUUCCAAAAGGAUGGAUUAUAGCGCUACAUAUUGUUCUUCAUCUUCUUUUAGAGGAUAUGAUACAACAGCUUAGUUAAUGAAAAACCGUUUGGCCUUCCUAGGGAAGGUAGAAUCCUCCUGUUCUCAUUCUCUAGUCAGUUUGGUUGGAACUUGUGGAGAUCUCUGGUGAGUCUGACUGAAGGCUGGAACUUGUGGGAUCUCUUGUGAGUUUGCCAGGUGAAUGUUGAAAACAUCUUCGGUGGAACCCAAGUGGUUAUCUGUUGGUAAAACCACACUAGCACCUUAUUUUCAAUUUUCAUUUGGAGAGUAUCUAGUCAUUUCAAUAUAUAAAACUAUACCCACUAUAAAUCUAUACCCACCAGAUGAAUGAAUGGUGAAGAUAGAAUAGGUGGUUACUAUUAUGGUCCUCCUAUAUCCCUUUAUGGUUCAGAGGCUGAACUUCAAACAAUUGUUGCUAUGAUAAAAUACAAAGGAUUAUAAAAAAGAAAUGCAAAGCCUGAUUUGGAUGAUGCAGAUUAUCACUCAAUAUUAAAUGAGGGAUUCCGGUCACGGGGAGCCCUGGUUGGACAUUGGCCCGAUUUCCACAUGGUUCUCCACAAGAGCAAGGAGCUUGGCAGAAAUCAGAAUGCGGGUCUCUCCUUUUACCACAAAAGCAGGGUGUACUUUAAGCACUGUGGAUCUCUUCUUUGGCCACAAAAGCAAAAUGGACUUCAGCUCUUAGGAGGUGGCUGUUUUAACAGAUUCACAACCACUGCAGCACCAGCUCAAUCUCUGCUUUGUAUCAAUUUGUAAAUGAGCAUAUAAAGGAGCUGUUGCCCGUUUUUUUAUACAAUUGAGAUGAAAGAGAAUCAACUACAACAUGAUCAGCUGAAGAUGACCUUCCAACCGCAUUGAAGCAUACCAUUCAUUCCAGUGAACAAGCAACAAAAGCUUUUUAAUCAAUAAGAAAACAUAUUGCCAGAUUGCUCUGCAAAAACUGUUUCAGAUCUCAAAUAUAGGGCUUUUUUAGGGUUUCUAGGAGUAGCAAAUGUGAAGUAUUAAGAGAAGAUGUAAAAAAAUAGAAGUGAAGUUUAUCAAAGACUAUGGACCAAAGUGUACUUGAUUCCUCAAACAUUUUAGAGUUUUUUUUUUGCCCUAGUUUAUUUUAUCUAAACUUUGAACCAA